Messenger RNA from Entrophospora candida, 825 nucleotides. The record is from the annotation of a GenBank genome assembly. NCBI's taxonomy places the organism in Eukaryota, Fungi, Glomeromycota, Glomeromycetes, Entrophosporales, Entrophosporaceae.
AUGUCACAAAAUCCAGUAAUUGAAGUAAUUCGUAAAUUACAAGAACCCAUGCCACAAUAUGUGUUGGGUCUCAUUCCUGUAAUCGUAACAUUGGGAACAGCUCCAUUUGAAUCCUUGCUAUAUAAACUAGCCUGGAUUUUCGAAUGCAUUUCCGCACCUUUCAUAGGUCUGUUUUACUACUUGGUCAUAGGAGUUGACCCAGUGGAAAUGUGUAUAUAUUGGCUCCCAGAAGACUCUUUUGUUACAACAAAAGAGAAAAUACUUGACUUUCGACCAGUCGGUAUGCACGUCAAAGACGUGCUGAUUACUUCGGAGCAAAAACAAAUUCUUAAAAACUGCACAGCAAAUGCAUCUGUGUUGGAUCGUUUGUCCUCGUUGGCAUCUGGAUAUUAUAUCAUAGUUGGAAUAGUUUUAGGCAUUUCCACUAUGGCGGGACAAUGUAAUCAAGGCAAUUGGCCCUUUUUAACUUGGUCCUUUCUUUGGACUAUUCCGGUGAUUGUUAGGAGAACAUUUGUAACAGGGAUCAUUGUAGUCAAGGAUCCUAAAAUAGAGUUAAAGGGUCACUUAAUAAGGGUGUUAGAAGAAAAUGAAGACAUAGAGGCUAUAAAAAAUGAAUUCGUUGAACGGGGUGAAAAACCCAUACCAAAACAAUUUAACAAACGUUACAAAAGAUUAAUGUUUAUAAUUACUACAUUAUCCUCGGUAAUAUUACCAUGGAUAUCAGUAGGCAUUGCCUACUUCAAUCCUCCAAUUGGAUUUUUUUGUAGAUCCAAAUUUCUUACAGCAUUCAUCACUUUUGCUUCUGCUGGUGGUGCUGAUCAAUGA